Messenger RNA from Momordica charantia (bitter melon), 2817 nucleotides. RefSeq names its product N-terminal-transmembrane-C2 domain type 5.1 (gene NTMC2T5.1). NCBI's taxonomy places the organism in Eukaryota, Viridiplantae, Streptophyta, Magnoliopsida, Cucurbitales, Cucurbitaceae. Gene Ontology annotation, molecular function: lipid binding. The record is from RefSeq and is a predicted model, not a curated record.
UGAGGCUUCCAAUGUUUUGCCCGAAAUCAGAAACCAAAGCCCAAGCCCUCUCUCUCUCUCUGUGGCUGCUCUUCUCUUUCUUCUUUUACUUUGCUCGCCCACGCACUCUCCCCCGUUCCCAUUUUCCCCCAAUUCUCGCUCCUCCCCGCUUCCUGGGAUAUCAAAAAUCCACUUCUACUUACCAUCUCUCGCAUUUGGAUUAUCAAUUGCUCCGGAAAUUCUUGUUUCUGCCUCUUUUUCAUGGUCGCCCCAUCGCACUAACCUCUGCUCCACCUUUCAUUCUAUCGUCGUCUUCAUUUUGGCGACGGCGAUUACCUCAAUUGCUUUACUACCUCUGCCCGUCUUUUGCGUACAGAGGUCAGUACCGCCUCCCAAUCCAUGUUUUUUCCUUAUGAUUUCAUCUGGGCUUCUCUCCUUUUUUCUGCAUCUAAAUGAUUAUGCACUUUACAUCCGCUAGCUUUGGCUUCUCGAACUCCUUUUCUCAACAUUGCCCAUGUAAUAACUUCACUGUCUUCACCCCCUCUCACACAACUCCCAACCCCCUUUCCACUCCUUUAUCUAGAAAAAGAAGAAAACAGUUUUCCGCCGCUUUCGUUCACCGAUAUUUCAGAAGAAAAUGGUUCUUGGCUUGUUCUAUUUCUCCCGAUGGCGCAAGUCGCAACUUGAAUCUAGAUUUUGCAAGUUCCACGAGGAGGGGUGCCAAAAGUUUUGUAGUGAAGCAUAUUGCCGAUGAAUUGGAAAGGGAAGAAUUCUCCCAGGACUCAUCUGUGCAAGUGGGAUCAAAUUUCACUGGUUUCCAGGAGGAUCCUAUUGUUGAUAAGUUACGGACCCAGCUAGGAGUCAUACACCCCAUCCCUUCGCCACCUAUUAAUCGAAACAUUGUUGGACUUUUUGUCUUCUUUUUCUUUGUUGGAGUUGUCUUCGACAAGUUAUGGACAUUUAGAAGGAGAAAUAAAUCGAGAAAUGAGGACGGGCGUCGCGGCACAUGGCCGCAGGUGCCGACUAGUUUCUCGUCGUUUUUGGAGAAGGAUUUACAAAGGAAAGAGUCGGUGGAGUGGGUGAAUAUGGUUUUGGGUAAGUUAUGGAAAGUCUAUCGACCUGGUCUCGAGAAUUGGCUUGUCGGGUUGUUGCAACCCGUUAUUGAUAAUUUGAAAAAACCUGAUUAUGUGGAGAGGGUGGAAAUUAAGCAGUUCUCCUUGGGGGAAGAACCACUGUCAGUUAGGAAUGUUGAGAGGCGAACAUCCCGUCGAGCCAACGAUUUGCAGUACCAAAUUGGUCUGCGUUAUACUGGCGGUGCUCGUAUGUUAUUAAUGCUAUCGCUAAAAUUUGGCAUCAUCCCCAUUGUUGUUCCUGUUGGUGUCCGAGAUUUUGACAUAGAUGGUGAAUUAUGGGUCAAGUUGCGGCUUAUUCCAGCUGAGCCUUGGGUAGGUGCUGUCUCAUGGGCAUUUGUUUCACUCCCAAAGAUCAAAUUUGAGUUGUCACCGUUCCGCUUGUUCAAUUUAAUGGCCAUUCCUGUUCUCUCCAUGUUUUUGACAAAACUUCUCACUGAGGAUUUACCUAAAUUAUUUGUACGGCCAAAAAAGAUAGUUCUAGAUUUCCAAAAAGGUAAAGCAGUUGGACCUGUUACAGACGAGGUUAAAUCAGGAGACAUGCAGGAGGGAAAUAAAGAUUCCGUUGGGGAACUUUCAAUAACCCUUGUAGAUGCUCGGAAGCUUUCUUACGUCUUCUAUGGAAAAACAGACCCAUACGUCAUUUUAAGCUUGGGUGAUCAAAUAAUACGCAGCAAAAAGAACAGUCAGACCACUGUCAUUGGACCACCUGGUGAGCCAAUCUGGAAUCAGGAUUUUCAUAUGCUUGUUGCAAAUCCUAGGAAACAGAAAUUGUACAUCCAAGUGAAAGAUUCUCUUGGAUUUGCAGAUUUGACCGUUGGUAAUGCAGAGGUCGAUCUUGGAUCUCUUCAAGAUACUGUACCAACAGACAAAAUUGUUGUUUUAGGAGGAGGUUGGGGACUCUUUAGAAAUAGGUCUUCUGGAGAAAUACUACUGAGAUUGACAUACAAAGCAUAUGUUGAGGAUGAAGAGGACGACAAGGCUGCUGCAUCAGAAGCAAAUGUGUUGGAUAUAGAUAUUUCAGAUGACGAGUCAUCUGAUUCUGAUGAACCAAAUGGUGCUUAUGAGAAAGAGGGUGAGAAGGAUGCUGCAAAAGAAACUGAAAAGGAAUCGUUCAUGGACGUUCUAGCGGCUUUGAUAGUGAGCGAAGAAUUUCAGGGGAUAGUGACAUCCGAAACACUGAAUACAAUACUUCAGAAUGAUGCCACUUCUACUAGCACAAGGACGACAAGGUCGAGCUCGAGAUCACGUGAUGCGGCUACUGACACCAAAACCAAACCCAUGGUUUCUGGCAACGGGACUGGAGGUUUAACUGAAUCGGCAUUGUUUUGGCUUGCUGCGAUCACAAGUAUAUCUGUGCUUAUUGCUAUCAACAUUGGUGGUUCGAAUUUCUUCAAUCCAUGAUCCAAUGCCACUCCCUCUCAAGUCUCAUCGAAGCUUUGCAUGCGUAGUAGAAGAUUUUAGUAGCAACGGAGCCCCCUUGGUAGUAAGCUGGCUGUGGCUCGCCCUUUAUACGCAUUGAACAAUGAGAAUCAACCAAAGUUAACUCCUGUUCGGUUUGUAUAUAAGUCACUAACGGAGCAAUAUCCUGUUGGCGGCAUACCAAUUUUGACGUUGUAUUAUAAUAACAAAUUUACACCGUUUACAUCAACUUGACACCACACCUAUCCUUUAUCCUCCCGAUAGCAGGAGGCAAAUUUUUGCCCAA